Messenger RNA from Branchiostoma floridae (Florida lancelet), 769 nucleotides. Its product is annotated as echinoderm microtubule-associated protein-like 1. The coding region runs from base 86 to 769 and encodes 227 amino acids. Gene Ontology annotation, cellular component: mitotic spindle. NCBI's taxonomy places the organism in Eukaryota, Metazoa, Chordata, Leptocardii, Amphioxiformes, Branchiostomatidae. The record is from RefSeq and is a predicted model, not a curated record. Gene Ontology annotation, molecular function: microtubule binding. Gene Ontology annotation, biological process: microtubule cytoskeleton organization. The transcript is spliced from 3 exons.
ACUAUGGAUAAAAACGCCAACUUGCAGAUUGAGCGGGCACUCCAGUUUCGUGACGCACCUGGACUUCUCCACUGACGGCCGCUACAUGCAGAGUACAUCCGGGGACUAUGAGCUGCUGUACUGGGACGUGGCCGCUAGGAGUCAGCUGCAGUUCAAGUCGGCCAUGCGUGACGUCACCUGGAACACUCAAACGUGUGUGUUCGGGUUCCACGUGUUCGGCAUGUGGCAGCAGGGUGCAGACGGACAUGACAUCCUGUCCUGCUCCGCCUCAGGUUCCCGGGCACUGCUGGCAUCAGCCGACACACACGGCAAGGUCAACCUGUUCCGCUUCCCGUGUAGUACGUUUCAGGCUCCAGGUCACGUAUAUCCGGGACAUGGCAGUCACGUGACAUCAGUGUCCUUCUUACACGGCGAUGAUUGGCUGAUAUCUACCGGCGGCAUGGACUGCAGCGUCAUCCAAUGGCAAGUUGUUCAACCCGCCCAAAAACACUCCACAAAAAGGACUCACAAAGACUACUACAAACCUCCUACCAAAUCUAGAAACUCUUCCACAAGUAUGCUAUCGGUUAUAGAAGAGUUUUUACCGGAGGAGCCAGGUAGUAGAAAUGGGGGAAGGACGGCUGUGACGGACGCGGCAACACAGACGAGCAGACCGGGCUCACCGGACAAGGCUAGCCGGAACACGUCCCCACAACCGCCGCCAGACCCCGUACAGGAGGAGAACAAACUCAUACAGCAACUUGUAGAUAGCUUGUUUUUGAACAACUAA